AGGGCAUUGAUCAUCGGCCCUGGUGGCACGCCCUACGCCAACGGCUGCUUCCUGUUUGACAUCCUGCUGCCGCCAGAGUACCCCAACAAGCCUCCCGAGGUGCAGUUUCUGACCACAGGUGCAGGCCGCGUGCGCUUCAAUCCGAACCUGUACAACUGUGGGAAGGUGUGCCUCUCGCUGCUGGGCACAUGGAGCGGCCCCUCCUGGGACCCUGGCACCUCCACACUGCUACAGGUGCUUGUGAGCAUCCAGAGCAUGAUCCUGGUGGAGGAUCCCUACUUCAACGAACCGGGCUACGAAAGCUCGCGCAACACACCAAGUGGGAAACAGCACAGCAACAGCUACAAUGCAAACAUCCGCAGGGCCACACUGGAGCAUGCUGUGCUGGACACCCUCAAGAAGCCUUGCGCCGCGUUUGCAGAAGUCAUCAGGUACGCGGCGCUGGAUGCAUGGCACUUUGCUUCAAGAGUGUUUGCUGAUCAUUGGCAAAAUUGUGAAAAAACUGUGCUCUGCAUGUAG
Messenger RNA from Coccomyxa subellipsoidea C-169, 519 nucleotides. Its product is annotated as UBC-like protein. Gene Ontology annotation, molecular function: ubiquitin conjugating enzyme activity. The record is from RefSeq and is a predicted model, not a curated record. NCBI's taxonomy places the organism in Eukaryota, Viridiplantae, Chlorophyta, Trebouxiophyceae, Coccomyxaceae. The annotation marks the transcript as partial. The transcript has 3 exons.